Messenger RNA from Gordionus sp. m RMFG-2023, 3065 nucleotides. Its product is annotated as N-alpha-acetyltransferase 35, NatC auxiliary subunit-like. Gene Ontology annotation, biological process: N-terminal peptidyl-methionine acetylation. The transcript is spliced from 10 exons. The record is from RefSeq and is a predicted model, not a curated record. The coding region runs from base 1 to 2664 and encodes 887 amino acids. Gene Ontology annotation, cellular component: NatC complex. Lineage: Eukaryota; Metazoa; Nematomorpha; Gordioida; Chordodea; Parachordodidae.
AUGAAUUUGUAUAGCAAUGAUUGGAACUUUGACUCAAGUGAAAUUACUAAAGAGUUUAUCAAUGCCUCUUUAGUAUUAGAUGUUGGAGAACUUUUGCACGAUUCAAACUUUAGUUUGUAUGAGGCUAUGUCAGCCAUUGAAAUUAUGGAACCAAAAAUGGAUUCAGGACUAAUUUAUACUAACAUCGAUAGGAAGUUAUACGAUUUUUCUACAGCAUAUGAGGAUCAAAUCAUAAAACUAGAUAAUUUACCACUUGAGGAGCUCCUUAUAAUAUUUGAUAACCUGAUAUCUUGUCUAGUUGCAUGGUUAGAGGGACAUAGCUUAGCUCAAACCAUAUUUAUAUGCUUAUAUACUCAUAAACCAGAAUGUAUCAAAGACCGUUUAUUAAAAUUAGUCAUUUUGACAUUUUUAAAGACUUGUGGAUUAAUCAAAGAAUUAAUUCACAAAGCUUCUGUUUAUGAAGAAGAAGAUUUUCAAACAUCAACAUAUGGUUUUGAUUUGGCAGAUGGAAUAGACUCACAAAUAUUGCUUGACAUGUUGGUAGGGCUUGAAGAUAAUUAUAAAGAACCUUUACAUAUUGGUUAUACAAAUGCAGAGAAAGGUUUGCUCUUCUCAAAAAUUAAGUUUAUAAGACUGUUUCUUGACAUAAUCACAUCCUUUAAUAAAUUUAUCACGAACGUAGAGACAUCUCUACGAUUCCACUUUGCCCAACACAAAAACUUGGAAAAUUUGAACCAAAAUUGUUUUUAUUUUUUACGCCACAUAAACUGCUUGCUGAAAUCACUCGAAGAUACUUAUUUUUCUGGUGCAUUUUAUCGAAAUACCUCGUCUCGAAUGUCUCCCACGAAAGCAUCGAAAAAUGAUAACGAAUUAUUGUAUUACGGGUUUGAACCCCUGGCCAAUUCGCGCAUCUUGCCACCCUCUUUUCCUAGAGAAGUUAAAUUGAUCCCUCCCUGUGAGGCUUACAGGUACUUGUACAGUAGAAUCGUCGUAUACGUUCGUUGGAUGGUGGGAAAAAUUUUGGGUAUCUACUAUAACUAUGAUCAUGAUGAAAGAUUAAAAUCUAAGUCCCCAGAAACUAAUUGUGAUGAUCGCGAAUUCGCCGAUGACCUGAACAACAAUAAUUUCGCGACGAUUUCUCCCGAUAAUUCGAAGGCCCAUAUGUCGAGUAAUUGCGGAAAUAGUCAUUUUAUUUGGUGCGAACUACGAAUGCUUGACCAAUUUGACAGGCACCCAAUAGAUUUGCUAUAUGAGCUCGAAGAUAACCCAAUAUUCCGAGAUGACUUCUACGAGGCUAGCAUGGAUUAUUUCGGGACGCCUUCUCUUUUAGCUAGAUCGUUAUUUCAGCUCAUUUACUACUACGCCCUGAGAUGCAAAAAUAACUUUCAGGAUUGGUUGGGCCCUAGUCUAGUAACCUUCGAUUCCUAUUCGCUCUCUCACGAUCAUAUGACGAGGUAUAAAGAUUAUGAAUAUAAAACGAUAGAAAUAUUAGCUAAUCACGAGGAAAAUCUGUAUUACUCCUUGAUCAAGCAUAGGGGGUAUCAUAUAGUGAGGAGGAGAGAAAAAAUUUCACCUAAUAUAAUAAGGAUGCUGACCACUAUAUCGAUUGAGACCCACGGAUCAAAAUUGAUUGAUUGGACCCUCUAUUCGGCUAUGAUAGAAGAUUUGCUUCUGGGAUUUCAGAUGAAACUAUACGCUGACCACGAAUUGCCUUACGUUUAUUGGUAUCUCAGAAAUCUGUACUCUCUCCAAUGCCACAUCCUUAGCCCUCCGGAUAACGCCUUUAUCCCGUCAGCUACCUCUAAAAUUCGCGACCUUGUUCUGACCCCAUGUCAUGCUUUGAAUAAACUUUGUCACGCUUAUUACUUGUGCGCUAUUGCUCUGCUUAACGACGGAUUCAUAGCUAGACCAGAAUACGAAUUUAACGACCAAGAAAUCCGUUUUGAGAAAAGAUUUCGAAACUUAAAUGUCUUAACCAAUUUACACGUCAAUCAUCGGCUUGAAGACGAUCUUCGAUACGCCGCUUUCUCUAGCCAAUCCUCCGACUUCGUUUCCACAAAUACGCGCCAAUUCGGACUCUACGAAGACGCCUCCCGCGCUUUCGACUCGGCUCGUCAUUCAUUCGACGAAUUAUUUCUGAAAAAUCGUCUCGAAUCCACAGGCAAUGACCCCACAGAAAUUUGCUACUCACCAGCGCUGACUCAAAUAGAAUCGGACAACUGCCGCCGAAUCUGUCGCACAAAUAGCUUGGCUUGCAAAGUGUUAAACUCUAUGCUGAGACGAAAUCUUGAAAUAAAAAACCAAGAAAAGGCCCAAAAUUUAGGGGAUGCCAAAGAACUUUUGAGAAAAUGCGGUAAAAAAGUUGAAUUCAGGUUCGAAUCUUUUUCGUGCAAUAGAAAUCAUCGUAAACCGGAUAACACAAUUACAAAUGGAGUUGUAUCAAAAGAGGAAGGUAUCCAAUCGAGUAUCAGGGAAAUGGCGCUCAAAACAAAUCUUUUAAAUAUUAAUGACACUAAAAAUAGCAAAUACUCUCAUAAAAUCCCGCGAAAUGAUGAGAAUAAUUUAAUCGAAAAUAAUAUUAUCAUAAACCACUGCAAGACAAAUGAAUAUUUGGGUACCCGUGUAUUCGAAUAUUUUCCCGUUUUAAAGAUUUAUUCCACCUGAUAUAUUAUUUUAAUAGCCAAUUUAUUGUAUCCGUUUAAUUUUUUUUUGUACGUUUUGAAAUCGUUCCUCUUCCUCGACAAAUUCUAUAUUAUAAUAUAUAUUUAAAUCAAAUAAUCUAGUUACGUGUUUGUUUGUUUAAUAUAUUAUAUCAAUUAUAGGUCAAGCCCGCCCAGACCGGCCUCUGUAAAUUUUUUAUUUCUUUUAGGCCUUUAAAUAUAUUUUCAACAAGUUCUCCUACCUAGCCCCAAAAUCUUUUUGCCCAGCAUGCGGGCCUAGCUAUACCGACCUCUUAUCAAUAUUUUUUCUUCUUAGUCUAAAUUUUUUUUUUUGAAAUGUCAAAUUAAUUGGGGUCUUAGUCAUGAUUUAAGAAAUAAAACUUAUUUUUUUAAAAUUAAAUAAAA